Anas platyrhynchos (mallard) is the source of this 5323-nucleotide messenger RNA. RefSeq names its product thrombospondin type 1 domain containing 7B (gene THSD7B). NCBI's taxonomy places the organism in Eukaryota, Metazoa, Chordata, Aves, Anseriformes, Anatidae. The record is from RefSeq and is a predicted model, not a curated record.
UUACCAGGUAUUUGAGAGGCCAGGACAGUGAGAGUGCGGUUACUGCAGUAUGGGGGCAGCGGUUCCUGGGCAUUAACCUAUGUGUCCUGGGAUACUUAGAAAACUACAGGCAGCACACAUUUCAGAUCCUGUAAUUCAUUUUGGGUAUCUGUAGUAAACACGAUAUAUGGCGUCAGUAACAGUGGAUGUGGUGGAGUCGGUGACUGCAAGAAUCUCUGGAGAUAAGAAAGUUGGUGACUUCAUUUUUUGCCCGUCAUACAUGGUAACUGCAAUGCUGAAGACACUGGAGGAGCUGCUCCUCCUCAGCUCUUCUGUGUGAGGACUGAAGAAGACCAGAAACGGAAUUAUCUGAAUUAUGCUUCUACAACAGAACUGGGUUUCUCCUCAAUGGGCAUGGCAGAGCCUGGGGAAGUCCUUCCUUCUAUUUGUUUUCUUAAUGUUGCAAACAGCUGACUUGGAAGCCAGGAGAGGUCAUCAGUUUGUCUGGAAAACAGGUCACUGGGGCCGAUGCGUGGGUGACUGCGGUUCAGGGGGCACUCGCAGCCGGGCUGUCUGGUGCACCCACACCGAGGGCUGGACGUCCCACCACGCGAACUGCGACCAGAAGGAGAAGCCCGAAAGCCACCGGAGGUGCUUUAAGGUCUGCGACUGGCACCUGGAGCUGUUCGAGUGGGAGGUUUCGGGAUGGGGCACCUGCGUGCCCGGCGGUGAGGCUGGGGCCUGCGUCACGGCGCAGCACGGCCUGCAGCACCGCAGCGCCCGCUGCCUCCAGAAGCUGAACAGGAGCACCGUCGCCAGCGAGAUCUGCGAGCAUCUCGCACCCCGGCCACCCCUUGAGCAGGCCUGCCUGGUGCCGUGCCCGCGGGACUGCGUCGUCUCCGACUUCUCCGCCUGGUCCCAGUGCGGUGGGGGCUGUGCCAGGACCAUGCGGCACCGGACACGCACCGUUGUUGCUCCCCCGCUGUAUGGGGGUGCCCCGUGCCCCAACCUGACUGAGUCCAGGCUCUGCGAAAUGGCUGCUUGUCCCCUCGGGGAAGAGGAGCACACCUACAGCCUCAAGGUGGGGCCCUGGGGCGAGUGCAGGCUGCCCCAUCGUGACGACGCAAUGGCAGCUGGGAAAGCCAUGCUGGAUUUUGGCACGGACUCUGGAGAGCCAAGCAUAUCGUGGCUCGAAGGCCAUAAAGCUCACCAUCAUGCACGGGAGGUGCAGGUCGGGUAUCAGAGCCGGCCGGUCAGGUGCGUGAGGAGUGACGGCAAAAAUGUCGUGCUGAGCCUGUGCGUGCAAGAUGCUGUCUCUUUGACCUUCAAAUCCUGUGUCAUCGCCAAAGACUGUGAAACGUCCGAGUGGUCGGCAUGGAGUGCCUGCUCACAGACCUGCAGCUGGGGAGAGCUCGCCCCGGGCUUUCGGAGCCGCCGCCGUGGUGUGCAGAGCCUGGCAGUGGGCACUGGGAAGCUCUGCCCGGAGCUGGAAGAGAGGGAAGCGUGCAGCGCAGGAGGGAGAGAGCUGCUGCAGCCCUGCCCCAGGUUUUCCUGGAGAACUUCUGAAUGGAAAACUUGCCAGGUGUCUCUCCUCCUUGACCAGCAGGACCCUCGCCACCAUAAGCAUACAGGCCUCUGUGGAGGUGGCAUACAAACCCGCGAGGUCUACUGCGUCCAAAUCACUGUAGAAGUUGAGAUGCACCGACUGAAGGAAGUUAGUAGACCAGUUGAUGGGAAGUUCUGCCUGGGUCCUGCUCCCUCAGCCUCCCAGCUAUGUAACCUGCCGUGUCCGUCUGAGUGCGAGGUGUCUGCCUGGUCGGUGUGGGGCCCCUGCCUUCCUGAAAACUGCCAGGACCGCCAGGGGAGAAGAGGCUUUAAAAUGAGACAAAGACAUGUAAUCAUGGAUCCUGUAGGCCCUUCAGCGGGUUGUCCACAUCUAGUGGAAUCUAUUCCUUGUGAAGACCCAGUAUGUUAUGAGUGGAUUAUUUCAGAAGGAAUAUGUGUGACUGACCAUGGAAAAUGUGGACUUGGAAACCGCAUCCUGAAAACUGUAUGCAAGAACAAGAAAGGUGAAGAAGUACCCCAUCACUUUUGCUCAGAGUAUCCACGUCCUGAAGUCAUGGCUUGUGAAAUCCCUUGUGCAACAGACUGUGUGAUCGGCGAGUGGUCCCAAUGGUCCCCGUGCUCCCAUUCAUGCUCCAGUAAAAAUGCCGAGGGUAGUCAAAGCAGGAGUAGGUCCAUCUUGGCCCUUCCAGCAGAGGGUGGAAAAGCUUGUCCUCCUGACAGAGUCCUUCAGGAGCAUCGUGCCUGCAAUGAUCACCCAUGUGUGCAUUUCUACUGGGAGACUUCUCCCUGGAGCUCUUGCUCUGAAGAUUCCCUGGUUGCGCUGAAUGCAACCUUCAGUUGGAGUGGAGAAGCCACUUGUGGAGUGGGCAUACAGACAAGGAAAGUCUCCUGCAUGAAGAGUAGUUCUGGACAUAUUACACCUAAAAGAUGUCCAGAUUCCACCAGACCUGAGACUGUGCGACCAUGUCUCCUCCUCUGCAAGAAGGACUGCAUCGUUACGCCUUUCAGUGAGUGGACUCGCUGCCCAACAGCAUGUCAACCUGGCAAUGCUACAGCAGUUAAGCAAUCCCGGUAUAGGAUUAUAAUUCAGGAUGCUGCCAAUGGGGGACAUGCAUGCCCAGACACCUUGUAUGAAGAAAGAGAAUGUGAAGAUAUUCCCAUCUGUCCAGUGUAUAGGUGGAAGACCCAUCGAUGGAGUCACUGUAUACUGGUACCAGAUUCAGUGAGACAGGGUGUGCUGGGAUAUAAUGAGGCGUGUGGACAUGGUUUGCAGUCAAGGGCUGUUACGUGCCUGUCAGAGACCAACGAGUCUGCCGAUGUCACUGAAUGCAUGAGGUGGGCAGGACCUAUGCCACCUCUGGUGCAGGAGUGUCUCGUUCCCUGCAAGGAUGACUGCACAUUUACCCCUUGGUCUAAAUUUACAGCAUGCUCAUUUGACUGUGAAUCAACCAAAACCAGGAGACGGUCACUCACAGGGCGAAGCAGAAAGCGAGACAAAUGCCAGAAUACAGAAGUUUAUCCUCAGGUUGAAACAGAGCUGUGCCCCUGUGAGGUGUUUACCUCCCAGCCCCAUGGGAAUUGGUCAGACUGCAUUAUUGGAGGAGGAAAAUCAGAGCCACAGUCUGGAAUGCGAUCCCAUGGAGACACCAAAGAGUGUGGAGAGGGGAUUCGGCUACGCGCUAUUGCCUGCUACGAUAAGACUGGCAGACUCGUGGACCCAUCUCACUGUAGCAGUUCAGGUUACAUUGAAGAAUCUUGCACGGUUCCUUGUCCAUUUGAUUGCAAAUUAAGUGAUUGGUCCACCUGGACCCCUUGCAGCUCUUCCUGUGGAACAGGUGUGAAAGUCCGAUCCAAAUGGCUUAAGGAGAAGCCCUACAAUGGAGGUCGCCCCUGCCCCAAACUGGAUCUCAAGAAUCAGGUGUACGAGGCAGUCCCAUGCUACACUGAGUGCAAUCAGUAUUCCUGGGUAGUCGAACCGUGGUCUCCGUGCAAAAUCAACAGUGAACAAAAUUCCCUCCACUGUGGAGAAGGAAUACAAACGAGGAAAGUCAGGUGUGUAAGUACUGCUGAGGACCACAGAGGGGAGACGGUACCCAACACCCUGUGCAAUCAGGCUGAAAUCCCGGAUGAAGUUCAGAAGUGCAGCUUGUACUGCCCCAGUGAGUGUGCAGUGUCUGACUGGGGACAGUGGAGCACGUGUCCGCAGGUGUGUGAUCCAAAUGUUGUGCAAACCCGAACUCGACAAGUGCUGAGGUCUUCUGUCAAUACCAAGCCCUGCCCUGAAGAUUCACAAGUGAAGCCUUGUAUUCUUAACCAAAAUUGCUUCCAAUAUCAAUACAAUCUAACAGACUGGAGCACGUGCCAGCUCAGCGAGAACGCGACGUGCGGGCAAGGAGUAAGGAAGCGGCUCCUGAGCUGCAUGCGCAGCGAUGGGCGGACGGUCAGUGCGCGGCACUGCCAGCAGCGUCACCUGGAGAAGCCCGUGGAGAUGAGCAGCGAGUGCCUGGUGGGAUGCGUGGUGGACUGCCGGCUCUCAGCGUGGUCAGCCUGGUCGCAGUGCUCCCAGACGUGUGGUGCUGGCGGCCAGAUGGUGCGCGGGCGUGCAGUGCUCCUGCAGGCUGAAGGCGAGGGCAGGCCCUGCCCGGCACAGCUCACCCAGCACAGAAGCUGCCCGGUGAAGCCCUGCUACAGCUGGCAUCUCGGCCCCUGGUCGCCCUGCAGACUCCAGGGUGGACAGUGUGGAGAUGGAUUGCAAAUGCGCAACCUCACCUGUGUAGUGCAUGACGCAUCUGCUUCUGCUACAGCCAAACCAGUGGAAAAUGCAUUAUGUGCCGAGCUGCCUUUGAAAGAGACCGUGCUGCAGUUACCAUGCUCCGUGCCUUGCCCAGGUGACUGCCACCUGACCGAGUGGUCGGAGUGGAGCUCCUGCGAGCUCACGUGCAUCGAGGGCAGGAGCUUCGAGACAACGGGUCGACAGGCUCGAUCCCGGGCAUUUGUAGGUCAGUCCCCUGAGAGCCCCGAGAGCUGCUCCGGACAAGUGGUGGAGACACGGCCUUGCUCAGGAGGGAAGUGUUACAAUUACCUGUGGAAAACCAGCCUUUGGCGAGACAAUGUACGCACAGUGUGGUGCCAGCGCUCGGACGGAAUAAAUGUCACAGGAGGGUGUGCUCUUCAGACCAAACCUGCUGAAGUUCGUCGUUGCAGCCCAGCGUGCAAAAAACCCUUCUCCUACUGCACCCAGAGAGGAGUCUGCGGUUGUGAGCGAGGAUAUACAGAAAUAAUGAGAUCAAAUGGUUUCCUGGAUUACUGCAUGAAGGUACCAGGUUUAGAAGAUAAGAAAGCUGAUGUUAAGACCAUUGCUGGAAAAAAUAAACCUGUCAACUCAAAAAUGCAUGACAUUUUCAAAGGAUGGUCUAUUCAACCUUUUAAUCCAGAUGGCAAACUGAAGAUGUGGGUGUAUGGAGUAUCAGCUAGCGGGUUCCUCAUCAUAGCUUUCCUGAUUUUUACAUCCUUCCUGAUGUGCAAAAAAAGCAAGCAGCAUCAAAGCACUCCUCCACAACAGAAGCCUCUAACCUUAGCCUAUGAUGGAGACAUUGACAUGUAACAUAAAAAAGAAAUCCAAAUGUAGACAUUGACUGCCUUAAAUGCUUUCUUUUUUGUAACUCUCAGACUUCUCAGUUUUUUGAGGAAUCUCCUUAUGUGUAAUAUACCGGGCAGAACAGAAAUACCGCAAGCUUGAAAUUUUGCCACCUCGUUAUUAAAAAAAAAGAAAAAAAAA